CUUAAUCAAACUAUUUACCUUAAACAAAAGUAUAGGUGAAAUUUCUAUCCUGGUGCAAUAGACAGUACCGUAAGGGAAAGAUGAAAGAACUAUAUCAAGGAAUAAAAAGCAAAGACAAGCCCUUAUACCUUCUGCAUAAUGCAUUAACUAGAAAUAACUUUACAUAGAGAACAAUGGCCAAGUCCCCUAAAACCAGACGAGCUACCCAAGAAUACCUGAAAGAGCACACUCACCUAUGUGGCAAAAUAGCGGGAAGAUUCAUGAGUAGCAGUGACAAGCCUGCCGAGCCUGGUGAUAGCUGGCUGUCUCAGUUCAACUUUAAACUUACCCAUGGAAUUACUUAAUCUCCCUGUAAGUUUGUUAGUCUAGAGAGAGACGGCUCUUUAGACUCUUCCUACAGAGAGUAAAAAACAUUACCACCACAGUUGGCCCAAAAGCAGCCACUAAUUAAGAAAGAAUUUAAGCUCAGUAUCUAACUAUCUUAAAUUCUAACCAGUCUACUGAACUCUUAACAUCACAUCGGACUAAACUAUUACUUAAUAGAAGCAACAACGUUAAUAUAAGUAACAUGAAGGCAUUCUCCAUUGCAUAAGCUUACAUCAGACCGGAGUAACCCACUGACAGUUAACAGCCCAAUACUAAUAAAUGAUAUAAUAAACACCUAUUAUUUGCACUGUUAACCCAACACAGGCAUGCUCUAAGGAAACAUUACAAAAAGUAAAAGGAACUUGGCAAAUCCUACCCUGCCUGUUUACCAAAAACAUCACGUCUAGCAUUACCAGUAUCAGAGGCACGGUCUGCCCAGUGACAUAUGUUCAACGGUCGUGGUAUCCUGACCAUGCAAAGGCAGCAUCAUCACUUGUUCCCUAAAUAGGGACUUGUAUGAAUGGCCACACGAGAGUUCAGCUGUCUCUUACUUUCAACCAGUGAACUUGACCUAUCCGUGAAGAGGCGGAUAUAAACAAGUAAGACGAGAAGACCUUACGGAGCUUUAACUCAUCAAUGCAAAUAAAAACUCCAACAAGCCUACAGGCCCUAGCCUCCUAUCCCUGCAUUAAAAAUUUUGGUUGGGGUGACCUCGGAACAUAAUUCAAUCUCCUAACAACCUAAACUAAGACCACACUAGUCUAAGUGAGUUAUUACACACUGAGCCAAUAAUUUGAUCAACAGA
Messenger RNA from Macaca mulatta (Rhesus monkey), 1171 nucleotides. It is a transcript of the gene MTRNR2L3, whose product is annotated as MT-RNR2 like 3. NCBI's taxonomy places the organism in Eukaryota, Metazoa, Chordata, Mammalia, Primates, Cercopithecidae. Gene Ontology annotation, molecular function: receptor antagonist activity. The record is from RefSeq and is marked inferred. Gene Ontology annotation, biological process: negative regulation of execution phase of apoptosis.